This is a messenger RNA of Rotaria sordida, 984 nucleotides long. The record is from the annotation of a GenBank genome assembly. NCBI's taxonomy places the organism in Eukaryota, Metazoa, Rotifera, Eurotatoria, Philodinida, Philodinidae.
AUGUCAUCUACACAACAACAAAUUAUUCUCGAUAUUUCAUCGAAUAAAGAUAUCUAUGAAACAUUGGAAAAAAAAAUUUCUGAAUUAAAUAAUAAUUAUCUUCAAGAUCAAUUUACAUUACAAUAUAUAGAUGAAGAUAAUGAUCGUAUUACAUUUUCAUCUAAUGAUGAAUUACAAUCAGCUUUAAAAAAUUAUUCUAUCAAUGGUCUUAUCAAAAUUUUUAUCAAACCAAAAUCUAAAAUAAAUGAACAGUUAAAUCAAAAUACAACAAUUCAUAUUGGUAUUAUUUGUGAUGGAUGUCAAGGUCCUGUUAUUGGUAAUCGUUACAAAUGUAUGGAAUGUAUAGAUUAUGAUCUUUGUCAAACAUGUUCGAAUAAAAAUCUUCAUUCUGAAUAUAAUAUGUUGAAAUUAACACGAGUUUUUCAACAUCAUCGAUGGAAAGAAUUAUUUGAAUUAAUUGAAAGUUAUAUACCAGAAUAUUUACGUACAGAAAAAUUAAAUGAAAUAUUAAAUCAAUUUAAAACUAGUGAACAAGCUGAUAAAUCUAUUAAUGAAACAAUUCUACUUGAAAAUAUUGGUGAAAUUCUUUCAUCAUUUGGUAUUAAUUGUGAUUAUUCUGUUAAUAAACAAACUGAUGAAGAAUUAAAAUCUCAAAAGAAAAAUGAAGAAUCAAGAACAACAAUUAAUACUAGUACAGAAUCUAAACCAACUGUUCCAUUUUUAAAUAAUUUAUUUCAACAAUUUCAAACAAUAUUUGCUCCAAUAUUUCAACAUUUGACAACAACAAAAACUGUUUCGCCAGAAGAAGAUCAACAAGCUCAAGAUCAAAAAAAGAUUGAUGAAUGUAUUGAACGUAUGACAUCAAUAGGUUUUGUCGAUUCAAAUGGUGUACUUACUGAAUUGAUUAAAUCAAAAAAAGGUGAUCCCGAGCAAGUACUCGAUGUUAUUAAUCAACAAAAUUAUAAAAAUGAAGCAUUUUUAUAA